Messenger RNA from Hypoxylon trugodes, 1256 nucleotides. Its product is annotated as Ctr-domain-containing protein. NCBI's taxonomy places the organism in Eukaryota, Fungi, Ascomycota, Sordariomycetes, Xylariales, Hypoxylaceae. Bases 295 to 966 code for a protein of 223 amino acids. Gene Ontology annotation, cellular component: membrane. The transcript has 4 exons. Gene Ontology annotation, biological process: copper ion transmembrane transport. Gene Ontology annotation, molecular function: copper ion transmembrane transporter activity. The record is from RefSeq and is a predicted model, not a curated record.
ACCGAAGGUACAGUACAGUAUAUACAAGUACACACUUGCCUGAUUCUUCAGCGGCCAUUUUCUUUUCUUCACUUAUUGCUGCAAGAAAACCUUUUCUUUUUCUAGCUUAAGGGUUUUGACUUUCUACAAAAAUCUUGGUGUUUAUUGCUUUUCAUGGCUGCUGAACGCCACGAAAACACCAACAACACCAAGACAUUACGCGCGACAUCCAAUAAUUCUGAUUUCACUUAUUUAAAAAUCCAAAUCCUUUCGUGAAAUUUAUUGACUGCAAAAGACUUGCUAAUUUCAGCCAAGAUGGAUAUGGGAUCUAUGUCGAUGUCCAUGACAAUGCCGACGUCGACGGCUACAGCCACCGCGUCAUCUGCAGCCGCCACCACCACGGCCGCGAUGAGUAUGUCCGGAACGGACAUGGGGAUGGGAGAUAGCCACAGCUGCAAGAUUUCUAUGCUCUGGAACUGGAACACCGUUGACGCGUGCUUCAUCACUGAAUCAUGGCGCAUCACGUCCAAGGGUAUGUUCGCCGGCUCUUGCAUCGGUGUCAUCCUUCUCGGCAUUCUUCUUGAGCUCCUUCGACGCUCUGUCAAGGAGUACGAUCGCUACCUAGUCCGCACGAACGCCAAGAACAGUAGCGUUGUCGCCGUGGCUUCCAACGAUGGCAAUGAGAGCGGCCGCACCUCACCUAAGCCUGGCCCUCAAGCCACUGCCGAUCCCUCUUCGGUAACUACCGCCCCUAUUAGCGCUGGCUACAGACCGAAGUUGCACGAGCAGGCUAUCCGAGCCCUACUUCACACUGCGCAAUUUGUUGUAGCCUACUUCCUGAUGUUGCUUGCCAUGUAUUACAACGGCUACUUCAUCAUCUGCAUCUUUAUUGGUGCGUUCAUCGGCAGCUUUGCGUUCCAGUGGGAGAAGCUUGGCGGUGGACAGCAGACUAGCGCUGCUAACGAGGCUACUGUUUGUUGUGGUUAGAUCCGUGCACAGGAUUGACGAAUUUGCAAUCUUUUAUGAUUGAGGUGGGGUUGUGCAUAAGCAUUCGGAGUUAGGGGAUAUCAGAAUACGCAUUUUGCGUCGCAUUUCUGGUCAAAAGACCUGUUUAAUUCUCUGAAUAAGGCGUUAAGUUAAUGAUACCUUUUAUUUUACACUUUUGCUGAACUAUCGUGAGCGUGAAAGCCAGAUUAGAUAUGUUGAGAUAUGCCAUAUUAACCUUAAUAUUUUAACAUUGUGAUUAAUCGCCAUGGCGAUGAACUCCUUUCUAGAAU